UUAAAUUUAAACAUAAAUUUUAAAUAUUUUUGAUUCUGUAUCAUUGUUUUUAUAAAUGCAAUCGCUACACAAUUACUAUGCCUAUAAUCACAUCAUUAUCAACUCUAAACUAACGAAAAUUUUAUCCUUUUUUUUUAUAGAACAUGUUUGGUACACACAAUAACUAGUAUGACCUAUGACCAGAGAAUCUCAAAAUUUGCAUCACUGCCACCUUUAUAAAGUCCCUUCUGUCUCUAAACCUCGGUCUCCCUUCCGAUUUCAGUAAACACCUAAAGCUAGUCAAGCUAGCCCUGCAAACUCAGAAGUCGAAAGAAGAAGCCUGUGAGUUUUCCAAAAACCUGUUCAAAAAGAAAAAGCAGAAAAAGUGAACAAAACAUUGGGUUGAGGUUUUGGGUGCAGUUUUAUCACAUAAAAUCAGUAAGAAGAAGAGGUGAUUUCAAUUCUUGGGUACUUACCAUAAAGCUUUUUUUCAUAAAAGGGUGGGUGUUUUGGGGUUUUUUCAGUCAAGUUAUGCGUGCAGGGUCGAAUUCAAGCAGUACAGCAGUUCAACAAACCCUUACAUCGGAGGCUGCUUCAGUUUUGAAGCAUUCUCUAAGCUUAGCAAGGAGGAGGGGUCAUGCACAAAUCACUCCUCUUCAUGUGGCUGCAACUUUAUUGACUUCAAGACUUAGUCUUUUGAGAAGGGCUUGUCACAAAUCUUACCAGCAACAACCACCAAUUUCACAUCAUCCAUCACUUCAGUGCAGAGCUCUUGAGCUCUGUUUCAAUGUUGCUUUGAAUAGGCUUCCCACUGUGACCUCUGUUUCUGGCCCUGUUUUCCAUGACCAGCAGCCUUCUCUGUCUAAUGCUUUGGUUGCUGCUUUGAAAAGGGCACAAGCCCACCAGAGAAGGGGUUGUGCUGAACAGCAUCAACAGCAGCAUCAGAACGUUAAUUUGGGUGUUAAAGUUGAGUUGGAACAGCUGAUUUUGUCAAUUUUGGAUGAUCCAAGUGUUAGUAGGGUGAUGAGAGAGGCUGGUUUCUCAAGUAUUGCAGUGAAGACUAAUUUGGAAGAAGAGUGUUCUGUUUCAUCUGCAGUUUUUCAGUACUGCUAUAACACUGGAGGGAUUUAUUCCACUCCAAGCUCUCCUCCUCCUGCUCUAGAAAUUCAACCCAAAGAAUCAUUCAUCAACCAAAACAGUAUCUUGGGGCAUACCCAUUUGUUACCUCAGUCUUCUGAGCUGAACCCUUUUGGUAUUUCACCUCAAAACAAAAUCCAAGCUCAUCCCACCUGCACUACACAAGAAGAUAUCCACUUGGUCAUAGAGGUUUUGCUGAGGAAAAAAAGGAGGAAUUGUUACAUCAUUGGUGAUUCAGUUUCUUUAACGGAGGGCCUUGUUGCAGAGUUGAUGGGAAAAGUGGAAAAAGGUGAUGUUCCCGAGGAGCUAAAACAUGCCCAGUUCAUCAAAUUUCAAUGCUCAUCAGUAGCUUCUUUGAGGUUCAUGAAGAAGGAAGAAGUUGAGUCGAUCAUUUCGGACCUUAGACGAAAAGUGGAGUCCGUUUUGGCAACAUCAGGUGGUGGCAAUGGAGUAAUUAUUCAUACAGGUGAUUUGAAAUGGACAAUCAUUGAUGAGGAUGUCACACCAGAAAACUCAGGUUAUAAUCCAGUUAAUCAUCUUAUUGGAGAGAUUGGAAGGUUAAUAUCUUGUUACAGUAAUUCAAAUGCAAAAGUUUGGGUAGUUGCAACUGCAGAUUAUCAAACAUACAUGAGAAGGCAAAAGCAGUGGCAAUCACCUCUUGAUAUUCAGUGGGAUCUUCAAGUUCUUUUUGUCCCAUCAGCUGGAUUAGGCCUUAGUCUCAAGGCCGCAAGUUUGCAAGGACAAAAAAUGGCUAUCUUACCACAAACUAUGAGUUUUUGCAAGGACCAAAAGCCAUUCACUCCCAAGGAAGAACCCUAUAAUAGCUUGUCUCCAUUGUGGGAAAAUCACAGCAGCAUGUUCCAUCAGAACUACAAACCCUUCUCUAUCCCUAAUCAUGAUAAUGUGAACUCUAAUCAGACUGCUGAAUCAGUGCCUCGAUUUCGAAGGCAGAAAUCGUGCCAUAUUGAAUUCGGUUGCAACGAUGGAAACACCAAAACUAGUAUUGGAGGCGAGCCGAAUCUGCAUUUGCUCAAAACCAGGUGCAAUGAAGGUAAGAAUCUAGAAGAGAUGAUCACAUUGUCCCUGGGGACUUCUCCUGUCUCCGAAAAAUCGACUGAAGAAGCUGCUGUUAUGAUGUAUAAGUUGCUGUUAGAAAAUUUGCCUUGGCAAUCAGGGAGCAUUCCAGUCAUUGUUGAUGCUUUGAUGAUGAAUUCGAAAGAAAUGAAACAAAAGGACACUUGGAUUUUGAUUCAGGGAAAUGAUUUCAUUGGUAAAAGAAGGUUGGCCUUUGGGAUAUCCGAAUCGCUUCUUGGUUCUACUGACAACAUUCUAUUACAUAUCAACCUGAGAAAGAAAGAGGAAUUCCCUGGAAAGAACUGUGAAAUGCUGAAAACUGCAUUAAGGGAUCGGAUUAGGCGAGUUGUUCUACUGGAAGAUGUUGAUUUCUCAGGUCCAGAGCUUUUGAAAUUUCUUGAUGAUGGAUUCAGAGCUGGAAGAAUUGGAACAUCAUGUGAGAGGAGUGAAGGAACCAUUUUCAUACUGACAAAGUCUGACUCUAAAAGAAUUGGAGAUGAUGAUGAUUCGGCUGAACCUGAUUUCGUAGUUCAGAUGGAAAUGCUAGUCUCUGGAAGAACUUCUGGUACAUCAGGACCUUGUCAAUACUCUGAUCACAAGCGUAAAGUGGACUGGAAUUGUUCAACAAAGAACCAGAACAAGAUUCCAAGGAAGGUUGAGAAGGAAAACAGUCAAAUCAGUGCAAACAAGAUCGAUCUCAACAUAAAAGCUGAGGAGGUCUCAAAUGAUGAUCAACACAUGUACUCCCUCAGUUUCCUCGACCUGAUCAAAACCCGUUUCACUUUCAAUCGAGAUUCGCAACAGGAUGCGCAGAUUAAGGAAAUGUUCUUGUCCAGCAUCAGACAAUCUUUUGAGGAAGUUCUUGGGACAAAAAACCUGGAUUGUUUUAUUGUAGAACAGGAUGUUUUGGAACAUGUUUCACUUGGCUGUGGAACAUUCCUUCAAGGGUUGUUUGAAAAGUGGCUGAAAGACAUUUUUCAAACCAGCUUGAAAAGGAUCAAUGUUUACCAGGAGGAGGGGAAUAUUAGCUUUAGGCUUUGUAUGAAGGGCAGUGGAGGGAAUGGGUUAAAAAAUGGUUUCAAAGGUUCUUGUCUUCCCAAUGAUGUUCUAGUUUCAUUUUUGGACUAGGCCUUUGUGAUAUCGUUUUAAAAUCCAAAGAUGUAAAUUACUUAGUUGUAUGCUACCCUAAUCAAUGUUUUUGGAGAAGAUAUUUUGGUUUACCAGGCCACAAUUCUAUACUAUUAAUUAAUACCUUUACGUGAUUA
Messenger RNA from Oldenlandia corymbosa var. corymbosa, 3455 nucleotides. Lineage: Eukaryota; Viridiplantae; Streptophyta; Magnoliopsida; Gentianales; Rubiaceae. The record is from the annotation of a GenBank genome assembly.